This is a messenger RNA of Daucus carota subsp. sativus, 4974 nucleotides long. Its product is annotated as DExH-box ATP-dependent RNA helicase DExH7, chloroplastic. Gene Ontology annotation, cellular component: intracellular anatomical structure. The record is from RefSeq and is a predicted model, not a curated record. Gene Ontology annotation, molecular function: helicase activity; ATP binding; RNA binding. The transcript is spliced from 34 exons. NCBI's taxonomy places the organism in Eukaryota, Viridiplantae, Streptophyta, Magnoliopsida, Apiales, Apiaceae. The coding region runs from base 127 to 4467 and encodes 1446 amino acids.
ACAAGCCCUGAAAAUGGAUCAGCCCAGGAUCUCUGAUCGGUCUGAAACACAAGGCCCACUCAUCAAAACUUAAACCACCUGCAAACCUAUACACACAAAUUCUGUAAGUAUAUCAAGCGCACAAAAAUGGCACCAAAGAAGAAGCACCAGCAGAAGCACAAGCCAUCAUCAUCAUCACAGUCAUCAUCUUCCUCAGGUCCCAAACUUCAAAUCUCCGCCGAGAACGAGACUCGUCUCCGGCGACUCCUCCUCAAUUCCGGCCGCUCGACGCCUUCUCCGGCCGACGACUCGCUCUCCAAAGCUCAGAAGGCGAAGAAGCUUCGAACAGUUUACGAGAAGCUGUCGUGCGAAGGCUUCACUGAUCAGCAGAUUGAACUAGCUCUCUCUGCUCUUAAGGAGAAUGCUACAUUUGAGGCUGCUUUGGAUUGGCUAUGCUUGAAUUUAGAUGGGAAUGAGCUUCCUUCCAAAUUUUCCAGUGGCACUUCAUUACAUGCUAAUGAAGGUUCUGUUGGCAUACUAUCGAUUGCACAAGAAGACUGGAAACCUUCUGUGGAAUCAUCACUUGUUACUGAAGAUGAAAUGUCUAAGGUUUCUAUUCAAGUUAAGGCCCGGCAGGAGACUGACACUUUGGAUUCAUUGCAACCGUCUCAAGCAGAUUGGAUACGUCAAUAUGUUCAGCAACAAGAGGAGGCGCGCUGCUUAGAGUUCUUAUUGAACAAACUGCAGGAUGAAUUUGACACUUGGGAAGCUGAGGAGAUGAACAAGGUUUCCGCGGAUCAGGUUUUAAAAUCAAGGUCUGAUCCCGAUUCUAUUGUCAAAGAAUAUCAUGAUGCACGAUUAGAGGCUUUAAAUGCCAAACAGAGAGGAGACAGAAAAGGUCAGGAAGACGCAGGGAAAAUUAUUCGCAAGCUCAAGCAAGAGAUAUCUGCUUUAGGACUAUCUGAUGACCUCUUGUCCUCUGUGUAUGAAACUACUUACAACCACGGGUCUGAACAAACUAGCGAUUUACCGCCUUGCGAGCAUCUUAAUGAUAACAAUCCAUCUAACGCAGAAGAUGUGGUGGAGUCAAAAGUUGAGAAUGUUGACGAGAGCUGUAGCCCAAAAGAUAUUUCUGAGGAAAGUGUUAGUACUGAUAAAGGUGCUGUAGAAGAUGAAUCAGGAGAUAUAGAGCUAGGAAAUUUGCUCUUUGAAGACUCCUUACCCAACGAAGUGAUUCCUUCAGAAGUGAUGAAACUCCAAAAGAAAGAGAAGAUAAGAGAAUUAUCCUCUGGGAAGAACUUGGAGAAAUUAGAGGGCAUCUGGAAAAAGGGGGACCCACAAAAGAUUCCUAAGGCUAUUCUGCAACAAUUUUGUCAAAAAUUAGGGUGGGAACCACCUAAGUACAACAAAUUGCCUGGUAAAGGCCAGGGACCCAAAUACUCUGUCAAUGUACUACGCAAGGCUAGUGGCAGAGGUAAGAGCAGAAAAGCUGGAGGACUUGUUUCAUUUCAACUACCUACUGAAAAUGAUACUUUUAAAACUGCUGAGGAUGCACAGAAUGCAGUUGCAGCGUUCGCUCUUUUUAGCCUGUUUCCUGACCUCCCUAUUCAUGUAACAAUCACGGAGCCAUAUGCUUCAUUUGUUCUAGAGUGGAUUGAAGGGGAAUCCUCAGAAAUUGUAGAUGACAAAGCAGCAGACCGAAGGGCCGGAUUUGUAGAUUCAUUGUUGAACAUCGACAUAACUGAUGCUGUUCCACCUGCUGAACAUAUGAAUAGUCCUCUUAAGGAAAUGCAACAAAAACCUGAAGAAGGAAAUGGAAAUUCAGUUUCUGUUACUGCUGAUCCAAAGUCCAGAAGAUUCAAUCAAAUAGAGGCAGAGAGUUCUUAUCUGACACAGAAACAAGAGAACAAAAAGAAAACAGACAAAUACAAGGUGAUGUUAGAAUCCAGAGCUAAACUUCCUAUUGCUGAGCUAAAAGAUGAUAUAUUGCGCCUGUUGAAGGAGAACAAUGUUCUUGUUGUUUGUGGGGAGACGGGUUGUGGAAAGACUACACAGGUUCCACAAUUUAUCUUAGAUGACGUGAUCGAAGCAGGACGAGGUGGACAUUGUAAUAUUAUAUGCACACAGCCAAGGAGAAUAGCGGCCAUAUCUGUUGCUGAACGAGUUGCCGAUGAGCGAUGCGAAUCAUCUCCUGGUUCAAAUGAUUCUUUAGUAGGCUACCAAGUUCGUUUGGAUAGUGCUAGGAAUGAGAGGACAAAGCUUCUUUUCUGUACUACUGGCAUUCUUCUGAGAAAGUUCGCUGGGGACAAAGAUAUGUCUGAUCUUACCCAUGUCAUAGUUGAUGAAGUACAUGAACGAUCACUCCUGGGUGACUUUUUACUGAUUGUUCUAAAGAAGCUAAUUGAGAAGCAAUCAAAGGACAGGGUACACAAAUUGAAAGUAAUUCUUAUGUCUGCAACAGUUGAUUCAGAAAUGUUCUCACGAUAUUUUGGCAACUGUCCAGUUAUUACUGCUGAAGGUCGGACACAUCCCGUGUCUACUUGCUUUUUAGAGGAUAUAUAUGAAAGUCUUAACUACCGUCUCUCCUCUGAUUCUCCAGCUUCCAUAAGAAAUGAUACAUCCAAACAGAGGGGUGCUCCUGUUACUAACCACAGAGGGAAAAAAAAUCUGGUCUUAUCUGGAUGGGGUGACGAGUCUUUGCUCUACGAAGAUUCUAUUAAUCCAUAUUAUGAACCAACAUAUUAUGGGAACUACAGUGAGCAAACUAGGCAGAAUUUGAAAAGAUUAAAUGAAGAUGUUAUUGAUUAUGAUCUUCUUGAAGAUAUGGUAUGCCACAUUGAUGAAACUUCUCCUGAAGGUGCCAUACUCGUAUUUUUACCGGGAGUUUCAGAAAUUCAUUUGUUAUAUGAUAAGCUGGCUGCUUCUUACCGCUUUCGCGGUCCAUCAACAGAGUGGCUUCUUCCGUUGCAUUCGUCUAUAGCAUCUGCCGAUCAAAGAAAGGUGUUUUCACGACCUCCGAGUAACAUCCGUAAGGUUAUUAUCGCAACAAAUAUUGCAGAGACUAGUAUAACAAUUGAUGAUGUGGUAUAUGUGGUUGACUGUGGCAAGCACAAGGAAAAUCGUUAUAAUCCACAGCAGAAAUUGACUAGCAUGGUUGAGGAUUGGAUAUCUCAAGCAAAUGCAAGACAGCGACGAGGAAGAGCUGGACGUGUGAAACCCGGAAGCUGCUUUUGCAUGUAUACACGUCACAGAUAUGAUCAUCUCAUGCGCCCGUUUCAGCAACCUGAGAUGCUACGGAUGCCUUUGGUUGAGUUGUGUUUACAGAUUAAAUUACUCUCUCUUGGUAACAUAAGGUUGUUUUUGUCAGAGGCCUUGGAACCUCCAAAGGAAGAUGCUAUCACCUCGGCCAUUUCUUUGUUGUAUGAGGUUGGUGCUCUUGAAGGAGAUGAAGAAUUAACACCUCUUGGGUAUCAUUUGGCUAAACUGCCAGUGGAUGUUUUAAUUGGAAAGAUGAUGUUGUAUGGAGGGAUAUUUGGUUGCCUAUCUCCAAUUCUUUCCAUUUCAGCAUUUCUGAGCUAUAAAUCGCCGUUUGUAUAUCCAAAAGACGAGAGGCAAACUGUUGAGAGAGCAAAGUUGGCUCUUUUGACAGAUAAAUCAGGUGUUGCAAGUGAUUCAGUUAAUAAUAAUAAGCAAUCUGACCAUUUGGUGAUGAUGGUUGCAUAUAGAAAAUGGGAAAAGAUUCUGCGAGAGAGUGGAGGCAAAGCUGCGCAAAGGUUUUGUAGUUCAUACUUCUUAAGCAGUUCAGUAAUGUACAUGAUAAGAGACAUGCGAAUUCAGUUUGGAACCUUGCUGGCAGAUAUUGGUCUUGUCAAUCUUCCGAAAACUUACCAGAUAAAUGGGACAAGGAAAGAUGUGCUUGACAGUUGGUUUUCUGAUAUGUCGGAACCCUUUAAUAUUAAUUCUAAUCAUUUUUCAGUUGUGAGGGCCAUACUGUGCGCAGGUUUGUAUCCCAAUGUUGCUGCCAUGGAAGAAGGCAUUGCUGGGACAGUGUUGGGGAAUCUUAAACACUCUGUUGCUUCACCACAUGGUAGACCUGUCUGGUAUGAUGGAAAGAGAGAAGUGCAUAUACACCCUUCAUCUAUCAAUAGUAACUCAAAGGGUUUGCAGUACCCCUUCCUUGUCUUCCUUGAAAAGGUCGAGACUAAUAGGGUGUUUUUGAGAGAUACUACCAUCAUCUCGCCUUACUCUAUUUUGCUUUUUGGUGGUUCCAUAAAUUUACAACACCAGACUGGGCUGGUCAUUAUAGAUGGGUGGCUAAAAUUGAAGGCGCCUGCACAGACUGCUGUUCUUUUUAAAGAACUCCGUGCAACACUACAUUCCAUUUUGAAAGAGCUAAUUGGAAAACCACAGACUAGAGCCAUUGCUGACAAUGAGGUUAUGAGGUCCAUAAUUCAUCUUCUAUUAGAAGAAGACAAACCCCUAAAGUGAUUAUUAAUGGGCAGUUCCUUCUGACAUGGAGCUUCCAAAGAUAGAAUACAACUCAGAUGCAUUUGUCUUUGCUUUAAAGAAAUGAGAAAAUAACAAAAUGACAAAACAACAUGCUACUUCUGAGUCCUGAAGUUUCUAUCAAUACAUGGGGAAGUUGAAGUCACUCAAAGCUUUGGCAUCUUUACGUGUAUGAAUUGGCUUUAUGAGAGUAUUGUGGUUCAUAAAGCAAAAUGAAACAAGCCUCUAACCGGUAAAGUGCUUAUUAUUUAUGUCAUUAUAUUUAUUGUAAAGACUGAAAGAAAAGACUUCUUCUGGAUCAAUAUAAUAAAUAGGUAGCAGAAAAGAAAAGCAGCACAACUCUUUACAAUAGUCUCUAAUCAGCAUCAAACUGCUACCUCGAAUAUUAAAUUUGUGACUAGAACCCUGCGGUGCUCCUGUUUUACUAAAUGUACAUUUGAAUGUAACUAUACAGAUGCAUUAGUUUAUAAAUAUUACUUAUUAUUUAAA